Molecule: messenger RNA, 4543 nt
Organism: Pangasianodon hypophthalmus (striped catfish)
Lineage: Eukaryota; Metazoa; Chordata; Actinopteri; Siluriformes; Pangasiidae
Gene: vgll2a
Product: vestigial-like family member 2a
Exons: 4
Coding region: 269-1195 (308 amino acids)
Biological process (GO): regulation of transcription by RNA polymerase II
Cellular component (GO): nucleus
Source: RefSeq, a predicted model, not a curated record
AGCGGUUUCUCACACACACACACACACACACACACAUACAGACACACACACACCGGGGUGGUUAGAGAGAAAGAGAGAGAGAGAGAGACUUCCACACGCCGCGCGCACACACCCGGAGAGCCACGCGCGCGCCUCGGACCGUGGACUCUUGUAUUUCUCGUACUUCUUUCUUCUUUCUUCGCUCCAGAACCUCGUUGAUCUCCAAUGAAGCGUGAUUGUCUGCUGUUAAACUCUUCUACUUGACAACAUUGGCUCGUUUUUUUCCGCCAUGAGCUGCUUGGAUGUCAUGUACCAAGUGUACGCGCCGCCUCAGCCUUACUUCACCCCAACUUACAGCCCGUACCAUCAUCAUCCUCAUCCUCAUCCUCACCACCAGAAAUUGGCUUUCUAUUCAAAAAUGCAAGAAGAGCCCGUAAGUGGAGGGAACUCGUUCUCCAGCCAUCCCGCGCCCACUAUAAAGGAGGAGGACUGCGCGCCGGAGAAGGAGCAGCCGCCUGAGGCUGAGUACAUCAGCUCACGAUGCGUCCUCUUCACCUACUUCCAGGGAGACAUCAGCUCGGUGGUGGACGAACAUUUCAGCCGUGCCCUGAGCCAAACCAGCAGCUACGGCCCCGCGUCAGCCAGCAGCAACAAAAGCACACGAGGGGGCGCGUCCUGGAAAGACGGAUCAUUCCCAAUGAGCCAGCGCAGUUUCCCUCCGUCCUUCUGGAACAGCGCGUACCAGCCGUCAGUCACGGCGUCAUUAAGCAGUGCUCUGGGCGCGUCCCACACCGACCUGCCCUUCCCUGCUGACCCCUACUCCAGCGCCUCGUUACACAGCCACCUCCACCAGGCGACGCCGGAAUCCUGGCACCCGACACACCACCACCACCAUCAUCCGUACCCGCUCGGCGGCUCCAUCAGCGCUCAGAGCUCGGCUUAUCCUCGGCCCUCGGUGCACGACGUGUACGGGACGCACUUCGACCCGCGGUACAGUUCUCUCCUAGUGCCCUCGGUGCGGCCGCACAGACUGCCCCCGGCCACGGUGCCCGCUCCCGGACCCUCACCGUGUGACAUCAGCAAGAGCGAUCCAGCCAGCUCGGCAUGGACCGGAGCUUUCACUGGGACGGGAUCCGAUAUGGGACAGAGCCUCAGUCUGAACGUGGACGCAGGUCUGCAAAACCAGGAUAAAAGCAAGGACUUGUAUUGGUUUUAGUGGCCUGCCUGCCCGCUCCAGCCUCGGCUGAUCUCUGUCUUUCUGUGCCUUGCGCUUAGGCCACAGCAGGCUUGUCUUUUUUUUUUUUCUUCCCUGUAACAGAUUGUGAUCUCACUUGCAGCUCGGCGCUACGCGCUCUGCAGCGGGGGCAUCCUGAGCUGAAAUCGCACCACAGUGGAUAAACCCAAAGGCUCUGUCAGCCCCUACCAGAGCGGAGAGAGAGAGAGAGAGAGAGAGAGAGAGAGAGAGAGAGAGAGAGACGAGACUUGCUGGAGGAACGGCCUUCCAGAAAUACACGCUGGUGGUGUGACCGGCAGCUGUUCUCUCCAACACACAUCCAAGAGAAAUAAAAAAGAAGAACAAGCGCUUCAUUCUGGGAUGCGUGAGAACCGAAACGUCAGAAGUGCUCAGAACGUCCUUCACAACAGGGACCACGGCCAGUGUCAAAGACAGGACAGGGUCUUAUUGCAACUUUUUUUUUUUUAAGAAACGAGAGACUCCGAUGAGAGAGCAGCAUUCCCUGUCGUGUAUUACAGAAGAGACCGGAGGCUAUUUGAAGCCACUUGACUCUAUCUAUAUUGCUCUCGACAGCUGUCAUCGACAACUGGCUUGGAGCUCAGUGGACACACACAAUCGCAGCGUCGCUCUGCACCGCUUCCCGGCUUGGGAUUUUUUUUUUUUUUUGAAUAAAAGGAGCGUUUUGUUGAACACACCCACGUGGAAACAAGUGGUUUGUGAGUUAAGGAUAAACAAGGGGAAGAGUUGACACAUGAGGAAGUGCCAGCAGAUGGACACACACAUACACACACACACACACACACACACACACACACACACUGUUUCAAUGUUGCUGUAUAUACUACAUGUGUCUGAAUGUGAAGUCGGCUCAUUGCUGUGAACACACUGCCAAAAAUCUGCUGUUCGGAUUUCUGUCAUCACUGGCUCAGUAGCUAUGUUUACACGCAGUCCAAGAAUUUCCAAAUAUAAAACGAAUUUACAUCAAACCGUGUAGAUUUUGUAUCCACCAAGACCUCAGAGAGCGCUAUUUCAUUCGGCUGUAUACUUUCAUAUUACUAGAAUGACAGUAAAGCUCUCAACUCUCUACUUUUAUGCCAAUUGGUGCUGUAAAGAUUAUCAUUUAUGCCAGUUUGGCUUUUGAAAUAUUACAACUUUAUGUAAAAGAUUAAGUCUGAGCGCACGUUAGAAGGGGUUUAAAAGUCAGAGAACAUUAAAAAUCUGGGAAAUUUUGCAUUUAAAACCGGAAAUUUUUAGAAUUUUAAUAGAAAGAAAGGAAAUGUUCAAUAUCUUGAAUAGUGACUUGUUUCUAGGUUAUUAUUUAAAUGUAAAUCUGAGCAAAAUUUGUGAUAUUGAUCACAAAAGAUCAGAUUUUCCUAAAGUCGUAUCCUUUCUGUUGGAGCACGGGUUCAGACGACACACAAAUUUAUGGAGUCCAUGUCAGCUCGAGGGUCAAUAAAGCAAAAAGGAGGACGUACCAAAACAUGCUAAGAAAUUCUGCAGUUCGUGUAAAUAUUUCUGUAAGACUUAAAAGCAGUUAUUGCUGAUAAUAUCAUUUGCAAUGAAAAAUAUUGUAAUAAAUCAGAAAGCAAUGCGCAAUAGAAGCAUUUUUAUUUCCAGAUUUUUACUGCCAGACUUGAAAAAUGAAAUGAAAACGAAUGAAAUUUCUAUCCAGCUGAACUAAGUCAAUAGUAUUAGACUCUUAAACUAUUAAAUUAUUAAUAAUGAAUCUUUAAAGCAUAUUAUUGAGUAACUAGGGUGCAUUCAGAGUUAUGAGAGUGAGGAAUAUACAUCUGGACACACCUACAUAUCCAGGGAAUUGAAUUCAUUUAAAAAGAAAAACGUUUUUGAAUUUGAUUUGUAUAUAAACAAUUGCUUAUGUAUUAGAUUAAAAAAAUAUAGGAAGCCACGAGGGGUGUGUAAAUAAUAUUUCAAAGCAAGGAUGAUGCAAAACUGGCUUUCUUACCUGUGAGUGAUAUUAUCUGUUAAAAAGAAGCUUCUUGUUUUUUCUUAUUUAUUUUUACGCUAUGUAUUGACGCUAAAAAGUCCUCAUCUGUCCUCAUAGGUGAUUCGGAUUACAUAUCGCGUGCAUUUACAUUUGAGAUUUUCAACAGAUUUAUAGCAAAUUUAAGGUAAAUAUAAUAAAUAGGCGUCUGCGAUCAGGCUGAAUUCGGAUUGGCGUGAGUCUCUGCGUGUAAACGCAGCCCAUGUGACCAGUGUGACGAGUCCCAGUAGUGUAUUUGAACAUAUUAAUAUAUUACCUUGUAAAGUAUUUUUCCUUGUUGAGGAGAGUUCAGUGUUUAUCUGCUUUAUCUAUACCGUCUGUCUUCAUGCUAACGGAGUGGAACUGUGUCAUACACACAACUGUUGCUGUCUUCUUUCAGUAUUAACGGAAAAGUAGUUUAAAAAAAACAGAAGUGCAUGCACACUGCUCUAAAUGCUCUCGAAAUAUUUAUUUGAAAAUGCUGAAAUAUUUUAAAAAUCGAUGCAUUUAAACCAGUGUAGAGACUGAACCCGUUUUCUAUUUUUAACUUAUUUUGGAUUUUUAUGCCAAGCAGCACAUACGAGCUGCAAGUUGGAUGCACGUAAGACAAGGUUUAUCUUUUUCACCAAUCCUGGCUGGGCAUUUCCACGAGGCAGUCUUUAGCACCUGAGCAGGACUUUUAUAGAAGAAAGAUUCCAUACAACAUUGGGAACCUUCCCUUUUCAUAGUGACCUUCCCUGUGUAUGUUUUUACCCGUGUACAUAAAGGCUCAACGUCAAGGGCCUGCUGUAUUAAUAAAGUGACUCCAGCUGUCCGAAAACACAAAACGACUCUGAUUAAAUCAUGACCAGUUUAUUAUCACGCUCUACAUGGCUUUUACAUUUAGUUUUGUCACUUAAAUCAUGAUGUAGUACAAUGUUUCCCAUUACCCCGGAUAUUCACUGUUUUCUACAGAUUCUUGCUUUAUAUGCCAUAAUAACCAGCACAUUUAUUAUAUACACAUGAGAUUUAUAUGCAGUGCACAGGGAAGCUGAACAGUAUGGACAAAAAUAACGUAAUUAUAUUCCCUGUGCAUUUUGAUUGUAAUUAGCCUUUCAGUAUAUUGAGGAAGAAAGCAGACGAACUUGUGAUGUGUCCCAGUUAAAGUAAAAUAGCAAGUGUGUCCUUUUUACAUAACAAAUAAAAUAAAAAAAAAGGGAAAAAACACAUUUGUAUAUUUAAAACAUAAAAUAUGUAAUACACAGGCAUUGUAAAAAUGCUGUAUGAACACAAAUUUUAAAGAAAGUUUAUUUCUGUAACUGGCUGUUGUGAUGGUGAUAUUAGAAAAAAAAAGAACAACCUAUCAUAUG